AUGUCUGUGCACGUCCCUGACCUCGCUGGUGCCAGCGUCACACCCCCCGCUCAUUUCACAAGCAAAACUGAAGCUCAAGCUGAGGGUGACCAGAUUCCUGCUUGUGGAAAACGGGAAAUCAUCCACUCGCAUGUCACCAGCUCCAACCAAGACAUCCAGCUGCUUUUUAAUGUCAGCAGAUUCAGUCUGAAGCAGCUUUCACACUCUUCUGCUGGGAUUGGACUCUUCUGGAAACUGGACGUCAGAGAAAUGCUGUUCAUCUUUGGACUGCUGCUGCUGCUGAUACCAACUCAUACAUGUGUGGAGAUGUUCUGCAGGUUUAAUCAGACAGAUCCCUGUUACGCAUCUCUGGGACACAAACUCUAUCUGCAGAUGGUGACGGACGCUCGAGAUCAACAGCUGGCGUUAUAUAAGUGGAUCAGCGAUGUUAAAGAGAGAGUUUUUACAGUGAAGAAUAACAAGAUAAAGGAAUAUGAGGGAUAUGAAUCCAUUAGAAACAGAUCUGAGUUUAUCUUUAAUAAUGGGACUCUGAUUUUAAACAGUGUGAUCAGAUCAGAUUCAGGGACAUACAGAUUAGAGAUUUAUGAUUCAAUUGGCACACAAACACACACAAACAAUCUUCAAGUGAUUGUUGAAGCUCCUAUUGGCUCAGUGGAAAUGUCAAUCAAUUGCUCGUCCAGUGGGGAGAAGCGGGUGUCCUGCUCCUCUGAGGGGGAUCAGCUCAUCUUCAGCUGGACUCUGAAUGGACAAGAACUGGAGGAUGGAAAUAACACCAUUCAUCUGAAAGAGGAAACUUCUGGAAGCAUCACCUGCACUGUGAAGAACAGCGUCAGUCAUGGACAGAACACCACUAGUGUAGACCGAUGUCCAGGAACAACUACUGCAACUGUGACCUCACAUCUGACCUCUACAGUGACCAAUAGCAUGAAGACAUCGGGACAUGGCACGACUUUAACAGAUAAUAGUACAGCUGGUAACACAACAGGGAUUUUCUCCUCAGCUGUUUUAUCAGUCACUCUGAUUGUCUCUGGCUCAACUACUUUAACCUUUAUUCUGCUGAUCAUCAUAGUGUGUAAUACAUACAAGAAGAAGAAACAGCUCAAACUGACAGCAGAGUCAUCCUCGACUGCAGAUGUGGAGAAGAUGGAUGAGGAAGAGGUUCAGUAUGGAGAGGUGACGUUCACUCCGACUGUCUCAAACAUUCAGCAAGCGGAUAUAGAGCAUGGAGACUGUGUGUACUCUCAAGUACUGUCACACUUGUAAGACAACGAUUUGCAAGGUCUCUACGCAGUGUUCACUGUUCCCUACUCACCGAGCACUACAUAUCUGUUGAAGCUCAAUUAACUAAAUUCGUUCUUACAGAAAACCCUGCAUUGUCUUUGAACACAGACAACACUCGAGUCAUGCAUUUACAUUUAUGCAUUUGGCAGACGCUUUUAUCCAAAGUGACUUACAGUGCACUUAUUACAGGGACAAUCCCCCCGGAGCAACCUGGAGUUAAGUGUCUUACUCAAGGACACAAUGGUGGUGACUGUGGGGAUCGAACCAGCAACCUUCUGAUUAACAGCCCUGUGCUUUAGCCCACUACACCACCACCACUCCACUCACAUAACUGAUGACUGUUGCUUAAAAUACAUUUUGUUUGGUUAUUUUGUAAUAUGUGUGUUUCUUCACUUAAUUCUCACGAUAAUGGCUGUAACAGUUUCUAAACUUUUAAAGUUGUAGAAAAAAGGAACAAGAUUGUUUCAUUGAUGCUGAUUUAUUGUAAUGUACCCCCACAUUUG
This is a messenger RNA of Xyrauchen texanus (razorback sucker), 1784 nucleotides long. RefSeq lists its product as uncharacterized. NCBI's taxonomy places the organism in Eukaryota, Metazoa, Chordata, Actinopteri, Cypriniformes, Catostomidae. The transcript is spliced from 8 exons. The record is from RefSeq and is a predicted model, not a curated record. Bases 1 to 1263 code for a protein of 420 amino acids.